Xenopus laevis (African clawed frog) is the source of this 7172-nucleotide messenger RNA. RefSeq names its product shroom family member 2 L homeolog (gene shroom2.L). Lineage: Eukaryota; Metazoa; Chordata; Amphibia; Anura; Pipidae. Gene Ontology annotation, biological process: actin filament organization. Bases 1568 to 6634 code for a protein of 1688 amino acids. Gene Ontology annotation, molecular function: actin binding; actin filament binding. Gene Ontology annotation, cellular component: apical junction complex; adherens junction; apical plasma membrane. The transcript has 10 exons. The record is from RefSeq and is a predicted model, not a curated record.
GGGUUGUAGAAUGACACACUUAUUGCAAGAACACAUUUCCUGCUGGACAAAUUACAUUGGCUUCAAAUUGUAGCACAGACUUCCAUCGGGAACCAGUGGCACAUCUUUCAGUUGUAGUUUAAACAUUACUUUUAACACUUUACAGGCUCUGGCUCUGUAGAGUCAGACCCUGUAUACUGAGCAUUGCUCUGAAAACACGAGUGUACGUGUUCGCAUUUAACCUCUUUAAAUUAGUACAUUUUGAUUCACUGAAUGCUACAUUUGUGAAUGACAUGUCAGAGCUAGAAUGCAGCAGGGUGACUGAGCUAAUGACUAUAUGCGUUGGUUGGUUGGUUCAAACAAAUAAAUACAACUUUUAAAAAAAAAAGUUACUUCAAACCUUUUACAUUGGGUAUAACAACUGCUUAAAUAAAUGUUUCUCAUGGUGGGGGGGAUCUUGAGGCUCUUUUCAGCUGUUAUCGAACUACAUCUUCCAGAUUCCUUUGUCUGUGUGGGUUGCUGGGAGUUGUAGUUUACAGGCAGAAGGGGGAGACAACAGGUUGGAGAUCCCAGCAUUAGACAGUGUUAUAAUGACACGCGCAUUCUCUCCAAGGGAUAAUCAGGGAGUGAUUGGUGAGCACUAGUUGGGGGAAGGGAAGGAGCCAGCCUGCAGGGAAGCAACUCUAUUUGCUUCUUCUUUUUCUUUCUUUCUUUCUUUCUUUCUGAUAGUGUGCUUGCCCACCCCCAAAAAAUCGCAAUCGUUCAUCCCGGGCUGAGGAAACAAAAACAAGGCUCCAGUUGGAGGAAAGAAAAGCUUUAGUGUGAGGGGGGUGGCCAGAGAGCAGGAAAAAGCCAGAACUGAUUAUUCAUUCAGGUUGGAAGCAGGAAGCAGCAGCUCAGUCACCUCUAGCAUUGCAACCAGGAGGUCGGCUCCUGCCUCCUACCAGGAAGGGGACACAAUAAGGAACCGGGCACCUGCUGGGACUUUCGUACAGGCCCAUUGCCUUACGUUUGUCAUUUGCUCUUUAAGUUUGCCCCCCUCUGAACAGGUGGUUUGUGGGAAACUGCUGAAAGUGGCCAAGGAUAUGAAGCAGGUCCUGGGUUUCAGAUCAGAACUAUUGUAGUUUAUCGUUACGGCCCUGGGGGAGUUUUGUUUUAUGCUGAUGGCGUUAGUGCCUGGGCACUGGGGGCAAUGGUCAGUGUGUGGGAGUCCAUAGGAGGCCCUGGCUGAACUCCCUGGAGGACUUUUCUUCUACUCGACUCGACAUUUUGGAUUUGCUGCUCAUUUUACUUGGUGCUCUGCUUGUAAACAUUCCCAAAGUUCGUUUCAUCAGAGAAACUUAGCCUUUGCUCAGCCUGUGGAAUAAAGUAGCGAGACCGGCGCAUUUGAUCUGUCAGGAAAUAAUGAAAAGAGAAUCGCGUUUCUUGAGGUAGUCGGAUCUUGUUCUUGGAGCAGAGGGUGCAUAUUGGUGUUAGGCUGCCUGCAAUGUAUUGCCUCCGCCUGGGGAUUUGCUCAUAGGAGGAUCUGUCAUUUAUCAUCCACUGCUCCUGGACUGCACAGUGUUGGUUUCAGUGCACAGCUACCAGCAUGGAGAACCUGGAGCCAAGAGCUGGGCAGGAGAGGUUUCUACCUGAGGAUACAAGGGUUCAGCAUAGUUUGUUGGAUCAAGGGCAGACAGUGGUGGAGAGGAAACUAAUGGAAGGCUACAGGCUGGUGGAUGUUAUUCUUACUGGAGGUGCACCAUGGGGAUUUACUUUGAAAGGUGGCAAAGAACAUGGAGAGCCCCUUAUAAUUACCAAGGUGGAAGAUGGGAACAAAGCUGCUGACAUACUAAUGGCUGGAGAUGAAAUUGUCAACAUAAAUGAUCAGCAGCUUCUAGGGUAUCGUCAGGAGGCAAUAUGCCUGGUUAAAGGAUCACACAAGAUUCUAAAAAUGAUAGUAAAACGGAGAAAUGAUGUCUCAUACAGACCUCAUUCCUGGCACUCAAAUAAGCUAAUUGAAAGCGCUAUGGAUACAGUAACACCGCAGAUCUCAAAUGCCACUCCAUUUUGGAAUUCCAGGUAUCGUUCCAGCAGCUCUUCAUCUCAUGAUCUCUCAAAUCCUUGGGACCAAACAAACUUGCAAAGAAAUUCUGAAAAUUUUAGCUCCAUGGGGAGUAUGGACAGUAUUGACCAAACAUAUCAGUUUGGAAGACUUUCAUCUGCAAAGUCCAAUAACAGUAUCGAUUAUGUAGGAAGCCAGAAUAAGAGAGAUUCUGCAUAUGGUUCUUUUUCUGCAAGUUUCAGCACUCCAGAUCAUACCUUAUCUAAAACUGCUUCUGCAUCAACAGAGAAUAUUCUGUAUAAAAACAAUGACUUGGACAACACACAGCGGGGUUAUAGCAAGACAAGUCCAUCUUUGAAUGAGACCAUACGGUCUGCAGAUAAACCAGGAAUCCAGUCUUCUUCUAUUAACGAGACAAGCAAAAUACAGAGGACAGAAGAUCAUGCUGAACCUAGAUAUUCUGGGCGAUCAAACUUUGGUCCUGUAUGGAAUAUUCCUGAUAAGAAAAAGACAGCUUCACCUCCCCCUCCACCACCACCACAACGCAGUGAUAGUUAUGCAGUCACUAAAAUCCACGAGAAGCCUACCAGCUUUAUGCACUUGGAUGCUUCAAGCACUCAGCACUUUAAUGUUGCAAAUAAGUCUGAUGCAAAACCUGACUGGAACUUGGAAAUAUCUGAACAGCAAAGACCUAUGAGAGCACAUGACAGGACUGUAGCUGAUACAAGAAGAACCAGCAAUUCCUCCUACCAUGCUGAAUUAAAUGUAGAUCAAGGGUUGUCCCCCUAUAAGGACAAAUACCCAAGCAAUUUACCCAGUGUGAGUAGAAUGCAGGCUUCAUUAUCUACCAAUGAUGUUAGGUUUGCGCAGCCCGUCUACAGCUAUCAUCACCAGCGGCAAUAUAGUGAUGAAAGCACUCUUUUUCAGAACACAAGGGCAUCAGCACUGCAUAGAUCCCAACAACAGCCAAUGAAAUAUGAAUCUAGUUUCAAUCACGUGCCAGCUGACUUGGCUUAUGUUUACCAUCCUCAUCAGUUGAGAGUACCUGCUACUUCUGCAGGUUUUAGCAGUGGGAAAAUAAAUGUAGAAAACAAUGGGCAGAACCAUUUUCAGAAUGUGAGUCUAAAAUUUUCUCAGGGGAAUACGACACACCAUCAAUGUAAGGAGGAGGAAUACUAUGCACCAGAGGUAAAUUCUGGAAGAAAAUCUGUCCAGCCGGAAAAUACUGUCACUAAAGUUGAAAUGUCAGAUUACGGUCUACCUCAGGAAAGCAUUGAACCGUCACAAAUAAACUGUGAAAAGAAUGGCCUAAACAUAUCUGAGAAAAGGGAUAAUUCUUUAGGUAAUAUUGAACAUAUAAUCAAUAAAACCACUGGACAUUCAGAAGAAAAAUGUAACAACAGAUUUAACCAGGUGGGUCAUUCUGGAAAAGGUUCCAAUAGAUCAAAUCAAGAUUCUUGGAGAAAGGAAGCAAAUAAGAUAACACCUCUAGUAACACCAAUGUUGCAUUCUUUAGCACAAGAAGGAAGAAAUCGGUCUGAAAGUUUCCCGGAUGCUGAAUUUGAAAAACAGCCUUUCCCAGAUGCAAGCAAACAAUCUCGCAGAAGUGAUCGUUUUGCAACAACUCUGAGAAAUGAAAUUCAGCUAAGGCGAGCACGUCUGCAAAAGAGCAAAAGUACAGCUGCCUUGACUGAGUCUAAUGAAACAGAAACCUCGGAAAACUGGAGACAAGACUCUCUGGAAAGCCCAUCUUCUGAGGGUUCUUUUUCAAGCACCUACAGAAGCCAUCUGCAAGAGGCCCAAGCCCGUGUUUUAAGAGCCACUUCUUUCAAAAGAAGAGACCUUGACACUGGAAUUUCUGAUCAUUUAUCUCAGUUUCAAGAUCGAAAAAUGCAGGUCUCAAACUUUUCAGGUCUUCCUUUAGAGCCUGUUCAACCUAAGCAAAACACAGCUGGUGGCAGCUCACAAAAUGUAUCUCGUAUUGGAGCAAGAAAAAGGUUCACCACUCAGCAGAAGCUAAUGUCCUUCUCAGAGCCUGAGAAAAUUAAUGAAGUUGGCGUUUCUGAAGACCAAUACAAUUUCCGUGCUGAAAGUUCUACUAAAGCAACUAAGGGAUCUUUUGCAGACAGAUGGAAAUUCUUUGAAGAGACCAGCAAAUGUGCACAAACAAAGGUUCUACCAAAAGUCCAGCCAGAGGAAACUUUUGAAAUAACCACUGAUAAGGAUUAUGCUAAGAGUUUUAAUGAGCAAGACAAAAGGACUUGGGCAGUGUCUGAACAGAAUACUACUGCUAAAAGCCAUUCCCCUGAUAAAAUUACAACAGAACCUCGUCAGAGAUUAGGGACUUUUGCAGAAUAUGAGGCAUCUUGGAAAGAACAGAAAAUACAAUUGGAGAGAAAAAAUUCUGGCAGAUGUCACUCAGCUGACAACAUCCUUGAUGCUGGUCUUGAGCAAAAUCCUAAAGCACAGUACAUUCAUGAGAGGUCCAAGUCCUCUCCUACAACAGAUUUUUAUGCACAGGGAGCAGCCGUUGAAUCAAAGCAGCAGUCAGAGAGCGUGAGGAAAGACUCUGAGAAUUCUAACUCGACACACUGCCGCAGUAGCACAGGGGAUUCUUCCACAAGGAUCAACAGAAUUGUUGAGGUUGGGGAUCAGUGUGGCGCUACCUGUGAACAAGGGGCUUUAACCUGCAAUACUGACUGGAAGCCACAUGAGAAAUCAUUUCAGCUCCCAGAACCGUCAAAUGAAUCCCAGCAGAGCCGAGCAAGAUCAGGGACACUGCCAGAUGAUUAUAGAUAUGCCUCUGAGAAUGUGAAGCAAGGAACCUGGGAUAUUGGCUUUUCUGCUGUUCCUAUAUCUGAAGCCAGCCCUGAUUUGACCAAUGCAGACAACGAUCUGUGGCAAGAUCACCCAGCUGUGCAUAAGAAGCGUGGCACUGCCCCACAAAGACCUCCUCCUCCUAAACUCAAAAACAAAUAUUGGCGUCAAAAUGGCUCCUCAUCGUCCCUUGCCACAUCCUCAGAGUCUUUGCUGACAGCCCAAGGCAGGAGGGCACAAUCCUAUUCCCCUAGCAGCCAGGAUACCCUUCCUCCUCAAUCUCUUCAGAAACAAAGCCCUGGAACAUAUCCUGAUAAGCAUUCUAGUAUUCAUAUAUAUGAUUAUCAAUUGCCCCUGCCUCCAGAGAAUGACCAGUAUCCUAUAGAUAAGAACUACACUGAAUCUGAACUAUCCUCAAAGUCACACUUACAGAUCCCUGGAAUGGAACCGUCUCGAUCCCCCUCUCCUCAGUUUGCUCCACAGAAGCUUACAGACAAGCCUCCACUUCUGGUUCCAGAUGAAAACUUGUCAAGGAUUGAAAGGGUGAUCGAUAACACAACAGUGAAAAUGGUCCCCAUUAAGAUUGUUCACUCUGAAACUCACGCUGAGAAGGAAAGCAGACACAAUUUGCUUAGUGCUAUUGAGCCCACUGCCUUACCAUCUGGUCUUGCAAAAGACCAGCUAAAGACUUUGAGCACAUCAGAGCAAUCCUACUCCCGAUUUUGCGCUUACACCAGGCAGGAGUCUAGAGAGGAUGAUGAAUCUAAAGUAAAUGACCUUCACUUGUUCCAGAAAGAAAAGAUAAUGAAAGAAGAUAAUGAAAAUGAUGAUUCUUCUUUUGCACCCUCAAUCGAUAAAAGCAAAGAUGCAAUCUACGCUGAUUUAAAGUCAGAGGAGCUGGUGAGGGAAAUUGUAGGCAAAGACAAAUCUCUUGCAGAUAUUUUAGAUCCAAAUGCCAAGAUGAGAACUACUAUGGACUUAAUGGAGGGAAUCUUUCCAAAAGAUGAACAUCUUCUAGAAGAAGCUCAGCAGCGUAGAAAACAUCUUCCAAAAAUACCUUCUCCCAGAUCCUCAGAUAACAAAAAAGAUGAGCAGAAUGUACCAUCAGCUGUUUCUCUGACAACCAGUUCCACGUACUACAGCACUUCAGCGGCCAAAGCCGAGCUCCUUAUUAAAAUGAAAGACAUGCAGGAGCAGCAGCACGUUGAGGAGAGUUCAGAGGAGGAGCUGAAUCAGAACCUAUCAGAGAAAAAGCAAGAACUGAUUGACAGCAUCAGCAAGAAGCUGCAGGUCCUGCGAGAUGCAAAAGAAACCCUGUUAGAAGAUAUCCAGUGUAACAAUGCGCUGGGAGAAGAGGUAGAAAUCAUUGUGCAAGAGGUUUGCAAACCAAAUGAAUUCGACAAGUUCAGGAUGUUCAUUGGGGAUCUAGAGAAAAUUGUCAAUCUACUGCUGUCACUUUCUGGGCGACUUGCUCGAGUGGAAAAUGCUCUUAAUAACUUGGAUGAGACUGUAUCUCCUGAUGAGCGGAAAACUCUGUUGGAAAAGAGGAAAUUGCUCACAAGGCAGCAUGAAGAUGCAAAGGAACUGAAGGAGAACCUGGACCGGCGUGAGCGCACCGUUUAUGAGAUUCUGGCUAAUUACCUUAAUGAGGAAAACCUUGCCGAUUAUGAGCACUUUGUGAAGAUGAAGUCCGCACUCAUCCUUGAGCAGCGAGAGCUGGAAGACAAAAUCAAGCUUGGAGAGGAGCAACUCAAAUGCUUGACCGAAAGUCUGCCAUCAGAUCGUAUCAUGUAGUAGUUGGACAAGCUGAUUGGCCAAAUAUGGACUCCAGCCUCUGCCUUUUAUUGUCUGAGUUUUCCUCUGUGCAAAUUAGUAGCAUUGUUCAUGUUUGUGGACUUCUCACAAAAUUGAAAUACUAAUCUCUAGCAAUACCUUUGGUUUGAUUGGAUCAUACGGCGUAUUUAAUUUUCUAAACAUUUUACUGUACAGAUUGUGCCCUUUAUUUUAGACUUUCUAGACAUUCCUGAUAGAAUUGGAAGUUGAUCUAUAAAGUAUCCCUUUCCUUCUGAUGGCGAGCUUUGUUAUACUAUUGCAUGUCGAAAGGUCUCUGAUAAUGAUCCUUAUACGUAUGUCCAACCCGCUAAAACCCCAACAGCAAUUAAACCACGUGACAAAGAAAUGUGAUCUGUAUAGAUUUGAUAUACACAAUGUUUAACUAUACCAUUACUGCCCUGUCCUUCCAUUCCGCAUACUGUCUUUAUGCUGAUUUUAUUUAUCAUUGUGCUGUUUUCUCAACACAUUUUGGAGAAAAAAAAUAAACCGUAAAAAUCUA